AUGGCCGACCCCCGUGUUGAAGAGCUUGCCGAUGACGAGGUCCCCCAGAACGUCGACGCUGGCAGCGACUCCGACUCUGAAGCUGAGCCCACCGGCAUCCCCGCCGGUGCCUCUGUCACCAUCCACUCUCGUAACGAGAAGAAGGCUCGCAAGGCUAUCGCUAAGCUCGGCCUGAAGCACGUUCCCGGCAUCACUCGUGUCACCCUCCGCCGCCCCAAGAACAUCCUCUUCGUUGUCAACCAGCCCGAUGUCUACCGUUCCCCCAACACCAACACCUGGAUCAUCUUCGGUGAGGCCAAGAUUGAGGACCUGAACGCCCAGGCUCAGGCUUCCGCCGCCCAGCAGCUCGCUGCCGCCGAGGCCGCUGGUGAGCACGCCGGUCACGACCAUGACCACGACCACGAGCACUCUCACGGUGUUGACCUGAGCGGUGAGACCCCCGCUGUCGAGGCCAAGGACGAGGAGGAUGAUGGUGAGCCCGUUGACGAGUCUGGCCUUGAGUCUAAGGAUAUCGACUUGGUUAUGGCCCAGGCCAGCGUUUCCCGCAAGAAGGCCGUCAAGGCUCUGCGGGAGAAUGACAACGAUAUUGUCAACUCCAUCAUGGCUCUCAGCAUAUGA
Penicillium angulare is the source of this 618-nucleotide messenger RNA. RefSeq names its product nascent polypeptide-associated complex subunit alpha. The record is from RefSeq and is a predicted model, not a curated record. Gene Ontology annotation, cellular component: nascent polypeptide-associated complex; cytoplasm. The coding region runs from base 1 to 618 and encodes 205 amino acids. Gene Ontology annotation, biological process: protein targeting to membrane. Lineage: Eukaryota; Fungi; Ascomycota; Eurotiomycetes; Eurotiales; Aspergillaceae. The transcript has 3 exons.